This is a messenger RNA of Staurois parvus, 307 nucleotides long. The record is from the annotation of a GenBank genome assembly. NCBI's taxonomy places the organism in Eukaryota, Metazoa, Chordata, Amphibia, Anura, Ranidae.
GAAUGGCACCCCAAUGUGCCAGCAUGUCUUUGGAGUGUGGGAGGAAACUGGAGUACCUGGAGGAAACCCAUGCAGGCACAGGGAGAACAUGCAAACUCCAGGCAGGUGGUGCCAGGGUCAGGGGCGGACUGACAACUCAUGGGGCCCCCUGGCAAUAGGGGAUUAUGGAGCCCCUGUGUCCUUGCCCACACUCAAACCACACCCAAAAAAGCCUAUGAAAGGUACCAGGGACAUCUCAUGGGGCCCCCUACUGACCCCCGGCCCUCAGGCAGUGCCCGAGUUCCCCAAUGGUCAGUCUCUCCCUGGC